Chlorella variabilis is the source of this 480-nucleotide messenger RNA. RefSeq lists its product as hypothetical. The annotation marks the transcript as partial. The record is from RefSeq and is a predicted model, not a curated record. Lineage: Eukaryota; Viridiplantae; Chlorophyta; Trebouxiophyceae; Chlorellales; Chlorellaceae. The transcript has 2 exons.
GUUCGAGGUUCUGAGGCACUCAAUGGAAAGGCAGUAGGCCUGUACUUUUCAGCCCAUUGGUGCCCGCCCUGCCGAGCGUUCACGCCGGUCCUUGCCGAGGUGUACCGCACACUGAAGCAUAAGCGCGACGACUUCGAGGUUGUCUUCGUUAGUGGAGACCGAGAUGCGGCGCAAGCCGAGGAAUACUUUGCGCGCAUGCCAUGGCUGGCGAUCCCAUUUGAGGAGCACACUGUGCGCCAGCAGCUCAGCAGCAAGUUCUCUGUCAUGGGGAUUCCCCGCCUGGUGAUUGUGGCGCCCGACGGCGAGGCAAGUUUUGCUAGCUUUGUAUUGCCAGGCAUACAAGGCAUUGCCCUUAUAUGUGCAUUCCUGGGUGUGCAGGUGAUUGCCAAUGAUGCACGCAGCGCAGUCAUGAGCGAUCGGAGGGGCGAGCAGUUUCCCUGGAAGGGCGCCAGUUCUGGGUCUCAAGGCCUCAUCGGGUAA